Messenger RNA from Porites lobata, 1015 nucleotides. NCBI's taxonomy places the organism in Eukaryota, Metazoa, Cnidaria, Anthozoa, Scleractinia, Poritidae. The record is from the annotation of a GenBank genome assembly.
AUGGGAUCGGUUGUAUCUAAUAUGUAUGGAGGAAUGCAGUACAUGCUGGGCUGUGGGGGAGAAAAACAAAGCCUUGAUAGCUGCCACUACUUGAGAACUGCGACGCCUUUCGUUCGCACUCGAUCAAGGUACUUAAGCUAAAAUGUCUUUAAUUCUCUCUUCCCCAUUGUAAGCUUAAUCUUAUAUUUUCCUGAUAUUUUUAACUAAGAAUAUCUUGGAAUGUCUCAUCAAAAAUCGAACCAGGAUGUGCCAUCGGUUCCUUUUUUAGAAAUAGUAAGACCUUAUUUUUUCUUAAUUAAAUUUUGUAUUUAACCUUUACUUUAGAUUAAGAUCUCUUUUUUUAUUAUUAAACAAGCCUUCGCAUACUUGGUUUGAGUGAUACGUUUUCUUGAUUGGAAUAAUGUAAAAUGCUGUCUAAAUUGUCAUUUACAUGUCCUGCUUGCUAAAUAAGACCUGAUCAAAAACUGUCGGAGGAAAGUUUACAUAAACAUCAUAGGAGAGCGAUCAUUGCUCUUGUGACACCAUUCUCAAGCUUACUUUUCAUUGCUUAAAACUUAAACUUAUGUUCAUUUUUGUUAUCAUACAUAGUGUGCCUAAAAACGCGCUUAUCACAGGUUAUAUAUUAAGGUAAAUUGUGUUUAGUGAAACAGCUGAAAUCAGCUUUUUAAAAUAAUCGGAAUGGCUUGUUCCAUGCAGGCAUUCAGAAUAUGACUGUUUUCAUUUUUAUUUUCUCAAUAAAAUAAUUUGUGGAAACUUUGUGUGUUGAAACUGCCUACUGCCUUUCAAAUUUAGGAUCUGAAAUUGUUUGUUGUGUAUUUUUUUUGCCAGUUCCAUGUAUUUUGAUGAAGAUGGUGAUUUGGCACAUGAAUUUUAUGAAGAAGUACGACCCAGCAAGAGAGGAAAGAAAUCCUAUAUGAAGAAAGUAACACGACGUCUACUCCCCCAGGGUUUGGUAGAGUUACCCUUUCCAAGACUCCAUGUGGACUUUCCGGUUGUCAUGUGUGAAGCAUAUUAA